Panicum hallii is the source of this 1088-nucleotide messenger RNA. Its product is annotated as E3 ubiquitin-protein ligase RHA1B-like. Gene Ontology annotation, biological process: protein ubiquitination. Lineage: Eukaryota; Viridiplantae; Streptophyta; Magnoliopsida; Poales; Poaceae. Gene Ontology annotation, molecular function: ubiquitin protein ligase activity; zinc ion binding. The record is from RefSeq and is a predicted model, not a curated record. Bases 178 to 825 code for a protein of 215 amino acids. The transcript is spliced from 2 exons.
GCCACCACGCCAUAUCGGCAAAUCUCUGAAGCGGAGCGGGCACAUCGCCUCGAGUCUUGCUUGCCCCCACCUUCCCCCCUCCCACCACCACCACCACCACCACCGCCGCCGAGAGCCGGGAGACAGACACGCCAGCAAAUCCGGACGACCGGGCGAGCGACCCGUCCCGGCCGCGGCAUGGGCUUCCCGGUGGGCUACUCGGAGCUGGUGCUCCCGAAGCAGCUGCUCCACCUCCUCCUGCUGCUGGGGUACAUCCGGCGCUUCCUCCUCUCGGCGUUCCACGCCGUGGGCCUCGGCGACCUGCUGGAUCUCGGGGACGACCACCAGGCGCUGCUGCAGGACCACCACCACGGCGUAGGCGCCGGCGGCGCGCAGCAGGGGCGGGACCACGGCGCGCAGGCAGAGGUGCUGGUGCUGCAGCACCGCCGGCCGGAGUUCCGCGCGGUGCCGGCGAUGGUCAUCGAGGAGGUGCUCCCCGUGGUGCGGUUCGACGAGUUGGCGGCCUGCGUCGGCGGCGACUGCGCCGUGUGCCUCAGCGGCAUCGGCGGCGGCGACGAGGUGCGCCGGCUCAGCAACUGUCGCCACGCCUUCCACCGCGGCUGCCUGGACCGCUGGAUGGAGCACGACCAGCGCACCUGCCCACUCUGCCGCGCCCCGCUCAUCCCCGACGAGAUGGCCGGCGCUCUCUGGGCCGCCGCCGCCGGCGUGCCCGACGCCUCCGACUUCGACUUCUUCUACUUCGGCGCGCCGCUCACGCCGGUGUCCUCCCCGACGCUGCUGCGGCCGCACGAGCUGCUGCUCAGCGGCCUCGGCGGCUACCAGUGAACUCCGCGCCCGCGCGGAAGCGACCGGCCCUGCGGAAUGCGCGGACGGAAGAGGAGAGAAGCGCAGCAGCGGAGGCACAGCAGAAGCGGAGGGGCGCCCUUGGCUCGAAUUGUACAUAGGCAAAAUGAGUAAAGCGACCACCCCCCAUAAAAAGGCUAGGAGAUUAGAUUCCUCUUGUGCAUAGGUAGAUUCCGUCUUCCAAGUUUGUGGAGUUGUGAAUCUUUGCGCGGAUUAAUUUUGUUGAGCUAGGCGUUCCGAUCCAA